Phytophthora sojae is the source of this 5734-nucleotide messenger RNA. RefSeq lists its product as hypothetical. Lineage: Eukaryota; Oomycota; Peronosporomycetes; Peronosporales; Peronosporaceae. Bases 1 to 5625 code for a protein of 1874 amino acids. The transcript has a single exon. The record is from RefSeq and is a predicted model, not a curated record.
AUGAACCUCACCAAGAUCAUCGCCCACCUCGCCAUCAUUGCUGCCGCCAUGGGCUCGCUCACGGAAGCCGGCGGCAAGUUUGGUCUGCCGGCCCAGCAGUCGAUCGUCUCGAAGGGGAAACCCGUGGUCGUCGUUCCGGCCCCUGCGACCUACGCGCCCAUCGUCACUCCUGCUCCAACGACCAAGCCUCCGACUGCGCCGGCCCCGACUCCCUGUGCGACGACUAAGGCACCGGCCCCAACCCCUUGCCCGACGACGAAAGCACCUACCGCGGCUCCGGCCGCAACGACCAAAGCACCUAUCGCGGUUCCGGCCCCAACUCCCUGUGCAACGACCGGUGCACCAGUUACGACGCCACUUCCGACUCCGGCUUUGACGACAGGAGCCCCCGUGACUACGCCGGCACCGGUUCCGGCACCAACCCCUUCUCCUACUCCAGCUCCGACCGAGGCUCCCACGCCAGCUCCGACUCAAGCUCCUUCCACUUUGCCGGUAGUGACUCCGGUGCCGACGCCAUGUGAGACUACCGCGGCACCCGUUGCGACUCCGAAUCCAACGACCGCACCGACUCCGGCUCCGACGACCGCGGUGGAGACGCCGAUCCCGACGCCGGAGGCCACCACUGGAGGCUCCAGCGAGACGCCCGCGCCGACCUCGACUCCGGAGGCCACCACCGGCACGGACACGCCGAUCCAAACCACGCCGGACACGCCGGCACCGACUCCGGCUCCGACGACCGCGGUGGAGACGCCGAUCCCGACGCCGGAGGCCACCACUGGAGGCUCCAGCGAGACGCCCGCGCCGACCUCGACUCCGGAGGCCACCACCGGCACGGACACGCCGAUCCAAACCACGCCGGACACGCCGGCACCGACUCCGGCUCCGACGACCGCGGUGGAGACGCCGAUCCCGACGCCGGAGGCCACCACUGGAGGCUCCAGCGAGACGCCCGCGCCGACCUCGACUCCGGAGGCCACCACCGGCACGGACACGCCGAUCCAAACCACGCCGGACACGCCGGCACCGACUCCGGCUCCGACGACCGCGGUGGAGACGCCGAUCCCGACGCCGGAGGCCACCACUGGAGGCUCCAGCGAGACGCCCGCGCCGACCUCGACUCCGGAGGCCACCACCGGCACGGACACGCCGAUCCAAACCACGCCGGACACGCCGGCACCGACUCCGGCUCCGACGACCACGGUGGAGACGCCGGUCCCGACGCCGGAGGCCACCACUGGAGGCUCCAGCGAGACGCCCGCGCCGACCUCGACUCCGGAGGCCACCACCGGCACGGACACGCCGAUCCAAACCACGCCGGACACGCCGGCACCGACUCCGGCUCCGACGACCGCGGUGGAGACGCCGAUCCCGACGCCGGAGGCCACCACUGGAGGCUCCAGCGAGACGCCCGCGCCGACCUCGACUCCGGAGGCCACCACCGGCACGGACACGCCGAUCCAAACCACGCCGGACACGCCGGCACCGACUCCGGCUCCGACGACCGCGGUGGAGACGCCGGUCCCGACGCCGGAGGCCACCACUGGAGGCUCCAGCGAGACGCCCGCGCCGACCUCAACUCCGGAGGCCACCACCGGCACGGACACGCCGAUCCAAACCACGCCGGACACGUCGGCACCGACUCCGGCUCCGACGACCGCGGUGGAGACGCCGAUCCCGACGCCGGAGGCCACCACUGGAGGCUCCAGCGAGACGCCCGCGCCGACCUCGACUCCGGAGGCCACCACCGGCACGGACACGCCGAUCCAAACCACGCCGGACACGCCGGCACCGACUCCGGCUCCGACGACCGCGGUGGAGACGCCGAUCCCGACGCCGGAGGCCACCACUGGAGGCUCCAGCGAGACGCCCGCGCCGACCUCAACUCCGGAGGCCACCACCGGCACGGACACGCCGAUCCAAACCACGCCGGGCACGCCGGCACCGACUCCGGCUCCGACGACCGCGGUGGAGACGCCGAUCCCGACGCCGGAGGCCACCACUGGAGGCUCCAGCGAGACGCCCGCGCCGACCUCGACUCCGGAGGCCACCACCGGCACGGACACGCCGAUCCAAACCACGCCGGACACGCCGGCACCGACUCCGGCUCCGACGACCACGGUGGAGACGCCGGUCCCGACGCCGGAGGCCACCACUGGAGGCUCCAGCGAGACGCCCGCGCCGACCUCGACUCCGGAGGCCACCACCGGCACGGACACGCCGAUCCAAACCACGCCGGACACGCCGGCACCGACUCCGGCUCCGACGACCACGGUGGAGACGCCGGUCCCGACGCCGGAGGCCACCACUGGAGGCUCCAGCGAGACGCCCGCGCCGACCUCGACUCCGGAGGCCACCACCGGCACGGACACGCCGAUCCAAACCACGCCGGACACGCCGGCACCGACUCCGGCUCCGACGACCGCGGUGGAGACGCCGAUCCCGACGCCGGAGGCCACCACUGGAGGCUCCAGCGAGACGCCCGCGCCGACCUCAACUCCGGAGGCCACCACCGGCACGGACACGCCGAUCCAAACCACGCCGGACACGCCGGCACCGACUCCGGCUCCGACGACCGCGGUGGAGACGCCGAUCCCGACGCCGGAGGCCACCACUGGAGGCUCCAGCGAGACGCCCGCGCCGACCUCGACUCCGGAGGCCACCACCGGCACGGACACGCCGAUCCAAACCACGCCGGACACGCCGGCACCGACUCCGGCUCCGACGACCACGGUGGAGACGCCGGUCCCGACGCCGGAGGCCACCACUGGAGGCUCCAGCGAGACGCCCGCGCCGACCUCGACUCCGGAGGCCACCACCGGCACGGACACGCCGAUCCAAACCACGCCGGACACGCCGGCACCGACUCCGGCUCCGACGACCGCGGUGGAGACGCCGAUCCCGACGCCGGAGGCCACCACUGGAGGCUCCAGCGAGACGCCCGCGCCGACCUCAACUCCGGAGGCCACCACCGGCACGGACACGCCGAUCCAAACCACGCCGGACACGCCGGCACCGACUCCGGCUCCGACGACCACGGUGGAGACGCCGGUCCCGACGCCGGAGGCCACCACUGGAGGCUCCAGCGAGACGCCCGCGCCGACCUCGACUCCGGAGGCCACCACCGGCACGGACACGCCGAUCCAAACCACGCCGGACACGCCGGCACCGACUCCGGCUCCGACGACCACGGUGGAGACGCCGAUCCCGACGCCGGAGGCCACCACUGGAGGCUCCAGCGAGACGCCCGCGCCGACCUCGACUCCGGAGGCCACCACCGGCACGGACACGCCGAUCCAAACCACGCCGGACACGCCGGCACCGACUCCGGCUCCGACGACCACGGUGGAGACGCCGAUCCCGGCGCCGGAGGCCACCACUGGAGGCUCCAGCGAGACGCCCGCGCCGACCUCGACUCCGGAGGCCACCACCGGCACGGACACGCCGAUCCAAACCACGCCGGACACGCCGGCACCGACUCCGGCUCCGACGACCACGGUGGAGACGCCGGUCCCGACGCCGGAGGCCACCACUGGAGGCUCCAGCGAGACGCCCGCGCCGACCUCGACUCCGGAGGCCACCACCGGCACGGACACGCCGAUCCAAACCACGCCGGACACGCCGGCACCGACUCCGGCUCCGACGACCACGGUGGAGACGCCGGUCCCGACGCCGGAGGCCACCACUGGAGGCUCCAGCGAGACGCCCGCGCCGACCUCGACUCCGGAGGCCACCACCGGCACGGACACGCCGAUCCAAACCACGCCGGACACGCCGGCACCGACUCCGGCUCCGACGACCGCGGUGGAGACGCCGAUCCCGACGCCGGAGGCCACCACUGGAGGCUCCAGCGAGACGCCCGCGCCGACCUCGACUCCGGAGGCCACCACCGGCACGGACACGCCGAUCCAAACCACGCCGGACACGCCGGCACCGACUCCGGCUCCGACGACCACGGUGGAGACGCCGGUCCCGACGCCGGAGGCCACCACUGGAGGCUCCAGCGAGACGCCCGCGCCGACCUCGACUCCGGAGGCCACCACCGGCACGGACACGCCGAUCCAAACCACGCCGGACACGCCGGCACCGACUCCGGCUCCGACGACCGCGGUGGAGACGCCGAUCCCGACGCCGGAGGCCACCACUGGAGGCUCCAGCGAGACGCCCGCGCCGACCUCGACUCCGGAGGCCACCACCGGCACGGACACGCCGAUCCAAACCACGCCGGACACGCCGGCACCGACUCCGGCUCCGACGACCACGGUGGAGACGCCGGUCCCGACGCCGGAGGCCACCACUGGAGGCUCCAGCGAGACGCCCGCGCCGACCUCGACUCCGGAGGCCACCACCGGCACGGACACGCCGAUCCAAACCACGCCGGACACGCCGGCACCGACUCCGGCUCCGACGACCACGGUGGAGACGCCGGUCCCGACGCCGGAGGCCACCACUGGAGGCUCCAGCGAGACGCCCGCGCCGACCUCGACUCCGGAGGCCACCACCGGCACGGACACGCCGAUCCAAACCACGCCGGACACGCCGGCACCGACUCCGGCUCCGACGACCACGGUGGAGACGCCGGUCCCGACGCCGGAGGCCACCACUGGAGGCUCCAGCGAGACGCCCGCGCCGACCUCGACUCCGGAGGCCACCACCGGCACGGACACGCCGAUCCAAACCACGCCGGACACGCCGGCACCGACUCCGGCUCCGACGACCACGGUGGAGACGCCGGUCCCGACGCCGGAGGCCACCACUGGAGGCUCCAGCGAGACGCCCGCGCCGACCUCAACUCCGGAGGCCACCACCGGCACGGACACGCCGAUCCAAACCACGCCGGACACGCCGGCACCGACUCCGGCUCCGACGACCGCGGUGGAGACGCCGAUCCCGACGCCGGAGGCCACCACUGGAGGCUCCAGCGAGACGCCCGCGCCGACCUCGACUCCUGUCGCAACGCCUGUUGUCACCUUGGUUCCGAUGCCAGUGCCGACGACCAACGCUCCAGUGUCUACUCCUAUUUCGACUCCAGUGGCUACAACUUCUGUCCCAGUUGUUUAUCCAGCUCCUACACCUUGUGCUACGACCGGAUCGCCCCGUCCUAUUCCGGCGCCAACCCCGACCAAGGCCGCUAUCAAGUCGCCCGUUCCGACACCGUGCCCAACGACAAAGACCCCAGUCUCGAAGACAACUCCGGCACCAGCUCGUACGCCCAGCAAGACGCCGAGCCCACCGUUGGCUAAGACUCCAAGCCCGCCCGCCAAGGCGACUGGUUCAUCAAAGACCGCUCCUACGCCGUGCCCAUCGGUUACCAAGGCGGCUCCGAAGCAGUCGAAUGUGAACCAGAAGGCUGGAAGCGUUCCCGGCAAUGGCGUUAAGGCUGGCGCGGCUACCGGUGGCAAGCCCACUGCUGUGUCUGGUGGCGCAGCUCCGGCCAAGGGUUCUACAAUCGUCUCAAGUGGAAAGCAGGAACCCAUCACUGUCGGCAAAUCCGAUGCCAAGGACAGCAAGGCAAAGGCGCAGCCCCCUACCAAGACGACUGUCGCUCCAACUCCGUGCCCAAGCCCGACUGUGGCCGGGAAAGCAACCGUAUCGAAAAGCCGCCCAAGCCGCUACCUUCGCCAGUAAGGGCACUCGUUCGAACAGCAUGAAGUUGUACAGCGUCGUCUGAUGCAUACUUUUUCUGGGAUAGCAGUACUGAAACACAUUUGAAUGACAAGUGCUGCUUCUGAAUCGG